AAGAGGAGGAGGAGGGAACCGGAGCAGGAAGGAAGACGGGCAGGCAGGCAGGCGGUGAAUGCUAACAAGCUCCGCUGUAACCAUAAAGCUCCGUAGGCUCGGGUUUGACCAAACAUAUGGGAUUGAAAAGGACCGACGAGCGCUAAUUGAGUCCUAAUAUGCGCCAGUGCCGCGUUCACCCUGUGCGCGUGCAACAGCCUCGCGGCCGUCGGCACCUUUGAUCUGGAAAAACCGUCUUUUCUUUUUUCUCCUGCUGAGUGAAAUGUAUCGAGAUUGCACGGGAUUCACGUUCUGACAAUGGAGAUUGAAAAUAUCGUGGCCAACACGGUUCUCCUGAAGGCGAGGGAAGGUGGAGGAGGCAAGAGGAAUGGCCGCAGUAAGAAAUGGAAGGAGAUGCUUAAACUCCCGCACAUCAGCCAAUGCGAGGAGCUUCGACGAACUAUCGAGAGGGACUUCACCAGUCUAUGUGAGAAGCAGCCCAUCGGUCGGCUGCUGUUCCGUCAGUACUGUGACACCCGGCCAGAGCUGAAGCGCUGCAUCGACUUCAUGGACGCUGUGGCCAUGUACCAGCUAGCUCCCGACGAGAAGAGGAGGGACUGUGGACUGAAUGUAUUAGACACAUACUUUAAUAACGGGUCGGCAGCCCAUCUACCCGACAUUCCCCAGGACGUUAUCGCUCGGUGCCGGGAGAGGCUGGAGCAGAGUCCAUGCAAGGAGCUCUUCAACGACUGCACCAAAAUAGUUCGCGAUUAUCUGAGCGGAGCUCCAUUUUCCUCCUACCAGGAGUCCAUGUACUUUUCUCGCUUCCUGCAGUGGAAAUGGUUGGAAAGGCAACCUGUAACCAAAAAUACCUUCAGACAUUACAGAGUACUAGGAAAAGGUGGAUUUGGCGAGGUUUGUGCCUGCCAAGUACGUGCCACCGGUAAGAUGUACGCCUGUAAAAAGCUGGAAAAGAAACGGGUGAAGAAGAGAAAAGGUGAAGCAAUGGCACUAAACGAAAAACGCAUAUUAGAAAAAGUUAACAGUAGUUUUGUAGUUAGUCUAGCUUAUGCCUAUGAGACCAAGGACGCGCUGUGCCUGGUCUUGACCUUAAUGAAUGGUGGUGACUUAAAGUUCCACAUCUACAACAUGGGAAACUCUGGCUUUGACGAGCAAAGGGCCCUUUUCUACGCUGCUGAGAUCUGCUGUGGCCUUGAGGAUCUGCACCGCGAGAGGAUAGUCUACAGAGACUUGAAGCCUGAAAACAUCCUUCUGGAUGACCGUGGGCACAUUCGGAUCUCCGACUUGGGUCUCGCUGUUCAGAUCCCUGAAGGGGAGACGAUACGAGGGAGAGUGGGCACAGUUGGUUACAUGGCUCCCGAGGUGAUCCAGAACGAGAGCUACACCUUCAGCCCGGACUGGUGGGGUCUGGGCUGUCUGAUCUUCGAGAUGAUCCAGGGCCAGUCGCCCUUCCGGAAACGCAAGGAGCGGGUCAAGCGGGAGGAGGUGGACAGACGGGUGCGCGAGGACCAAGAGGAGUACUCUGAUAAGUUCUCAGAGGAUGCGAAGGACAUCUGCAGGCAGCUCCUGGCCAAGGACCCCAAGGAGAGGCUGGGCUGUCGGGGUUGCGGGGCCACUGAGGUCAAGCAGCACCCCAUCUUCAGAAACAUCAACUUCAAACGGCUGGAGGCCAACAUGCUGGACCCUCCCUUCAUACCAGAUCCUCGAGCCGUGUACUGUAAAGACGUCCUGGACAUCGAGCAGUUCUCCACUGUCAAAGGCGUGAACCUUGACCCCACGGAUGAUGACUUCUACUCAAAGUUUGUCACAGGCAGUGUCUCCAUCCCGUGGCAGAACGAGAUGAUUGAGAUGGAGUGCUUCAAAGAAAUCAACAUCUAUGAGACCGACGGGAUGCUGUGCCCAGACCUGGACAUAAACCGGCCCAACCCUCCACCGAAGCGGGGCUUCUUCUACCGCCUGUUCAGAAGAGAGGCAAGUGCUAGCGCUCCGGCGACUGUCCGAGGGGGUGGGGGCUAAGGUCUGUCUGAAGAGCGGUUACAGUGACGACGAGACAGAAGGGCCCUCGCGACUUUAAACCACUCCGUCCCUCCGCCCGACACCCCUCCGCCGCAGAGCUUCUCCACAAUCUCCAACCGAGCGCGAGAAUCUUAGGAACUCAGUGAAUGUCGACCUGUAUUUAUGAGCUGUAUUAAAAGUGUAUUAUAGCUAAAGAAAAAAGUAUGACUUUAAAGAUUUUGUACAUUUGUACUUGAAUUUAUGUCUAGAUGUAUAUUUUCACUAAAGGUUGUAUUGUACAAAAAGCCAUAAAAGUACCACUUGAAUGCAUACAUUACCUUAUUUUUUUUUUUAAUUAUUAUUAUUUGUUAUUAUUUGGAAUGAGUAUGAAUAAUGUUCAUUAGGCGGUUUCUUUCAAGAAGCACAUUUUAGUUUCAUUAGUCUUUUUACUUUUCACAAUGUAGCAUCAGGCCUUUUUUUCCCAUUUUUUUUUAUAUGUGCUGUAUGUUUGUCCUUAACUUGAUCUUUGUUAGCACAUUAGCUCCACUUUAUACCAAACUAACUUUUAGUCGCAAAACGCCUGAAGUCGCAGGCGGAUCUCAAACUAGACCCAAGGGAUACAGUUGGAAGGUAAUCCAGGUUUUCAUCACUGUUAAAGCUGUGAUGCUUGAACUUUUCCCGGGAGUGGAACAGCUGCAGCAGCGAGUCAUUUUAAACCAUGCGUACAAUCCGUGCGACCGGAUAGGAUGAACCAGAUGUGUGUGUCCGGAGACUAGUUUGCGGUGCGUGUUCCUAGUCAUUUUUAAGAUCACAUGUAUUUAUUUUUGGGAAUCUGUGCAGCAGCUCAGUAUUAAUAAAACACAGAGCAAACGUUGAAAUCCGCAAUCGAUGUUGGAAUUUCAAAUAGAUCUUCCCUAAGCUCCAGCAGGGUUCAAAUCGUAAAAUUUGCGAUGCCUAACGGCGUUUCCAACAAGAACACACCUGCUAGUUGCAUAUCUGUUACAGUUUUUUGCUCCAAGUGAUUAUUUUAUAGUGAUUUAUGCUUUCCCCCUUUUUAAUUCAGCACUGCACUUUCUUUGGAAUAGAAGAAAAAACUAUUUGUUCUGCUGAUAAGAGUUGCAUAAGUCAUCGCUUUUUGUGUUAGAGCGCAAUACUUAAAAAAAAUAAUAAAAUCACCACCUUCAGACUCAGUAAAUCUCUGCAUACAUUCUUCCCUCAAUCGCAUGAAGCCUGAUAGUAAAAUAUCCUGAAAAACCUUUCCAUAUUGUGAUUUUUCCACUUUUAAAUUUUUGGUGAGAAGGUUUUGAGACGUUGUGCGGUGCUUUUUUUUUUUCUUUCUGUUAAAUUUUGAUCUUAUGUCUUCAGACUCUAUUCCCCCAAUAUUUCACUGGCUUGUCCAAAUGUUCAACAGAAAACUUUAGGCUGGCUUAAAUGUGCUUUUUCCUCUGCGGAGUAGUGCGUGCUACCAAGUUACAUUAAUUAUUGUUUUAAUAGAAAAACAGCACCUGCCCAUUCCAGGUCUUUCGGAAACGCUCUGUAAGUGGGCCUCGACUCUUGGACCACUUUCUGGUUAUUCCUUUUGACUCCGCUGUCUGAAAUCUUGUGGGAUGCGCCUUGUCGUGACUAGUUUAUAGUGAAAAGGUGUUGUUUCCACUACCGGGAAAAAAAACAAAACAAGUUGAUGUAUUGAGUACUUAUUUACUACAAUUGCGAUCAGCAGUUUAAAUAUGAUUUUUCUACAUUUCUCUCUUUCUGUUGAAGAAGUGUUUUUUUCCAUGUAAACCAUCAGACAAUUUCUUCCCCAUACUUUUCCUCUUAUGUUCAUUUCUAGAUUUUGCUGUAGAAGCAGAUGCCGUUCAGCCCCGCCCCGUCGCAUUCAACACCCGUUUUUAAUGCUGUGAAUACCCCCCACUUCAGCAUGAUGGCUGCACAUUUGUGUAUAUUUCACCGUUCAAUGACGCGGCUUUGCUCCACUUUGUGAAUUAGACUUCAUUAGCUCUACUUUUGUACAGUUCAGCAACUUUUAGAGAGAAAUCCAAUUCACACGAAAGCAGUCUGUAAUUAUUCAUUGCAGUUUUUAAAAAUGACAUUUGAACUUGAACAUCUCCCAGAUACGUUCAGACUUUGAGGCUGCAUACGUCUGAUAAGAUGUGCAUUGAGUUCCCAGUCGAUUAAACCAAUGUGUUCUGAAAUUUUUCUUCCCCCCCCACAGAAAUCAGAUGUGAACAUUUAGUAGUUUCUCGCUUAUUUGAUUCCUGAAUUUGUCUUUGUUGUCCUUUUUAAAAAAAAAAAAAAAAAAAGAAAUCUAUAAUUUGCUUUGCUCUCAGGCAGACUUUGAAGCUGGUUUCAUUCAUGUAGAUUUUAGCCUCAAAGCAAACUUGUAAAUUCUGUAUUUCUAACAUGUAACUAAAGCUCCGAGGUGGAAACUUAACUGCGUCCCAUCACCCAUGCCUGUAUCUUUGUUUGUAAGGUAUUUCAUAUCAAUCCACAUAGGAGUGAAGAUGCUCUAUCAGAUCCAUUGCACUGUAUGACAUGUUUUGACACAAUGACUUUGAGAAGUGUCUUUUAACUGUUCUGACAAUGAUACCAAAAGCAACCUUCUCCAGAUUAAAACAUUUUCCUUUUCUAGAAGAAUUUACUCAAGAAAAAAAAACCCAACAGCCUUUCUUAUAAAUGUGCCAAUUAACAAUUUCGUUUCUGACAUCCUGCCUUCGUAUUUUUUUUAAAUACCUCAUUUACUUCCCAUCCACUAAAAUUUCUUCAUAUAGCCUACAUAUAAAAAAGAAAAAAACUUAAAAACUUAAAUCAGCUCAACUGUUUUGAAUGUCCGCACAAAGUGCAUUGUAAUGGCUGUUUAAAAAAAACAAAAAAAACAACAAAAAAAACAUGUUUUAUUACUCAAGCAUGUAUCAAUUUGUAAUACUUCAGGAUCCUUGUGUAUGUAAGUGAUGACCUUCUUGUGCCAACAUGUGUCGCUGGUUAUCAGAGGAGGACUGUGAAUGGCCGGGAGUGACCAGUGGAGCUGGCCUGUUGGAUAACAAAUGUUCCUGGUUUGUUCCUGCCUUUCUGUCGGAGCGUUGGUGGCGAGUCAAAACUGGGAUGAGGCUCGCCAGCAAGCGCCUACAAAGUGGAAUAUCACUUGAAUUAGUUUGUAGGUAAUGCAACCUGUACAAAUUCAGAUCUUCUGUAGUUUUAUUUCUGUAGUGGGGGGUGGAGGGGGGAAGAAACAUGGAAUAUUAUAUUUACAGCAAAAGGAGGAUGAACAAAUGGAUUUUUGGUAUUCAAACAGGGAGUUGAUUUUUCUUCUUUUUUUUUCCAUGUUCAGUCUGUACAGUCAUGUUAUUCAACCACUGCAGUCAUUGUUAAUUCUUGUACAAGUUAUAUCACUGGUUGUUGUACCAUAUCUGACAUUUGUAAUUAUGAAAUAAUACACUGCCAUUUGUAUUAAAAGAGGUGUCUUAACUUG
Messenger RNA from Poecilia reticulata (guppy), 5461 nucleotides. It is a transcript of the gene grk4, whose product is annotated as G protein-coupled receptor kinase 4. Lineage: Eukaryota; Metazoa; Chordata; Actinopteri; Cyprinodontiformes; Poeciliidae. The record is from RefSeq and is a predicted model, not a curated record. Gene Ontology annotation, biological process: regulation of signal transduction; protein phosphorylation; signal transduction. Gene Ontology annotation, molecular function: G protein-coupled receptor kinase activity; ATP binding. Gene Ontology annotation, cellular component: cytoplasm.